AUGCAGCAUGAAGUAGAAUUUUGUAAACAAAGGACAGGCAAUAUUUGGAAAGAGGUUGGAAGAGCACAAGUAAUAGCUGGAGUAGAUGACAAUACAGCAUUUUUCUUGGAAAGGAUACCAAGACAGGCUGGAUAUGAUAUUCCCCCUCCAGGGGCAACUGUUGGCCCUUCAGCUGCUACACCAGGCUCUAUCCAGGGUCAUCAAGCCGCAUCAGCAGCACCGUUACCAGCCGCCCCAUCAAGUGGUGCCCCAAAAAUACCAGCCUCUACAUUAACUGCUUCUACAUCAAGAUAUGCUUCACCAUCCUCUGCUGCUCCAGCUUCUUCUGGCCCUUCGUCCGCAGUACCAUCUUCUUCCGGCUAUCAAAGACAAGGAACAUUCGGAGCUGGAGGAGGUGCUCCAGCUGGUGCUGGACCUUCAAGUCAAGGUACUGGAGCUGUUCCAACUUCUAGUCCUGUUGCUACUCCAGGAGCUGGUCCAACUACUGUUACUCCAGGAGCUGGUCCAACUUAUGCUACGCCAGGAGCUGGUCCAACUACCGCCACUCCAGGAGGCAGUCCAACUUAUGCUACUCCAGGAGCUGGUCCAACUACCGCCACUCCAGGAGGCAGUCCAACUUAUGCUACACCGGGAGCUGGCCCAACUUAUGCUACAGGCACAACUCCAACAGCAGGUGCAGGAACUAUCCCAGCGCAAGGCUCCAGUCCAGGCGGGGGCCGAGGAACUGGAGCAGGAUCAGCAACUGGCCCGGGACCAACUUCAGGUCCCGGACAAGGCGCAGCCAAGCCAGGACCAGUUGGAACAGGUGCGGGAACUGCUGGAGCAAGACCUGGCGCACUGCCUUCAACACGUCAACCAGUGUCACCUGUAAGAGGCGGUGGACGCUCGGGUGGUGGAGGAGGAGGAUGUUGUGGUUGUGGCGAGAGUCCACCUGGCCCUCCUGGUCCUCCUGGAACGCCUGGAAAUGAUGGAGCUCCAGGAGAACAAGGUCAACCAGGCAAAAAUGGACCUGAUGGUGCUGCUGGAGCAGCUGGUAAAGAUGCAGAUGGUGGGAUUCGUGGUAAUCCUGGACCGCCAGGACCUCCCGGCCCUCCUGGAUCACCUGGCUCUACUGGAGAUGCCGGAACUCCUGGGCAGCCUGGAACACUUAAAGAAGUACCUGGCAAACCCGGACCUCCUGGUCCACCAGGAGCCCCUGGCCCCGCAGGAACUGAUGGACAACCAGGCAAUCCUGGCAAAAAUGGAACUGAUGGAAAGGAAGGGCCACCUGGAGAGACAGGACCGCCUGGCUCACCAGGAAAGCCUGGUAGUGACGGUGAAGCUGGUCCUCAAGGAAGCCAAGGCUCUGGGUUUUGGAAGUUGUGA
Messenger RNA from Meloidogyne enterolobii, 1365 nucleotides. The record is from the annotation of a GenBank genome assembly. Lineage: Eukaryota; Metazoa; Nematoda; Chromadorea; Rhabditida; Meloidogynidae.